Messenger RNA from Moneuplotes crassus, 1350 nucleotides. Lineage: Eukaryota; Ciliophora; Spirotrichea; Euplotida; Euplotidae. The record is from the annotation of a GenBank genome assembly.
AUUAGGAUUAAUUAUUGAUGAAAGCGAAAGAGAUUAAAAUAAGUAUACAGAGGAAUAGUCACUUCGUGGCUGAUAUAGUCAGACCUACAACACCAAGAGGCCUGCGAUACGAUCACAAAAAGCUGUUUCACCAAGCAAAAGACAAAAGAAAAGCUAGUAAUCUUAAGAGACCUAGGCUAGGCUCAGACACUACUCACCAUGACUCCCACAGAGAUUACAAUGCGAAGAUCAGAGAUGUCUUCUGUUCUAUCAGAAAGCUACUUAGCGAGAAGAGAUCUAAGAAGGCUAAGGAGGCUCACCACUGGGAAGUUUUAGAGACUCCUGAGAACUCCCCCCAAAAUCUUGAUGAAAAGGAGCUACCUAAACUCUUAGAUGUCUUGGAGAAGCAAAGAGCCUUAGGAGUUAAGCCAGCGAUGAAGGUGGAAUUCAAGCCUAAUGUUGGCAUCUUUGAAGCGUGCUCUAAGAGAUCAGCGUCUCAGGGAAACGAAGCAAAGGGUAAAAGAAGAACCCUUGUUCGCGACAAAAGAUCUCUUGAAAAAACUUCAGAUUCCUUGAAGGUAAAUUAUGAUGAAAAUUCUUCGCAUCCUUCAAGUGAAGAAAUGUUGAUUCGUGGAACAGAAAAUAUUCUCAGAAACCAGUAUGAGAGAUACAAUGACAAGAGGAACAACUUUAACACAUGCCAAAGGAUGAAUGACAUCAUUCAUAACCAGAAGGGUCAUCGUGCUCACCUCCAUAAUUGCCAUGACAAGGAAAUCAUAGAGUACGAAGACCAGACAAGGAAGGAAGAGGUUGACUUUCUUAGUCCUGAACACAAGAGGAUCUCUCUUUUCCAUCUGGAGAACUACUCCCCAGAGAAAAAGUAUAGACUCAGUAGACAGCUUAAGAGCAGGUUAAUUCAUAAGAGGCCGAAGAUCUUUGGACUUGAUGGUCAAAAUGCCAAAAAGUCUAGAUCCAAUAACAAGGAUGAUAGUAGAAAUAAGAGAGUCCUUCAUGCUGGUGAUCCCCUAAUGUAUCAUCGAAUCGAAGGAAACUUGUCUGAAUUUUAUACCGACUUCGAGAAGCAGAUGGAGAAAAAGGAAGCUCAAGCUCAAGGAAGUCCUUAUACUCCUUUCUGCACUCCGGUAAGACCUGUAAAGAGAAAGUCAGCAGCUCUCCCUUGUGUUUAUCAUAAUGACUACAUUGACGUUUGCACCAAAGUGGCCAAGCAUGACUUGGUCAACGCGGUGUGGGUUGAUAACGUCCAAGGGCACGAUUUUAAAAGUGCCCAAAAGAAAGCCUAACCUUUGGUGAACCCAAGGUUAGCCCAAUUACAUCAUUUUUCAGAAGUAUAAUUUCAAUCUAAAUCCAGAC